Molecule: messenger RNA, 3324 nt
Organism: Guillardia theta CCMP2712
Lineage: Eukaryota; Cryptophyceae; Pyrenomonadales; Geminigeraceae
Exons: 13
Coding region: 1-3324 (1107 amino acids)
Source: RefSeq, a predicted model, not a curated record
AUGGCGGCGUAUGCACUGUUAUUCGUGGUAGCUUUAUGGGCAGGCGCCGCUAUGGCAGGAGCCUCGUUCCUCUCCGGCUCUCUGACAUGGGACAGAGUUGGAGCCACACCUCAGCUGUUAUCUCCUUCCUGUGAUGGGCUGGUCGCAGGAGGGGAAGGAAGUUUCGCUCCAAACUCGUGUGCCAGGAACUUCGGCAAAGUCGUUCUCACAGCGAGGAUGGUGGUAACAGACACAGCGAUAGGGGGAACACCGACAGCCGGGCAGCAGGUUGUUCUCAAUGGAGUCACGCUUGAUUAUGGAGAUGGAACAAGCUCUUCGAGCUUGCCCUUCCUAGUACAAGCUGUCGGCCAGACGGUAGUGAACGGCGUUUCCCUUGUCUCUGUUCAGCUAGUGUCAAGGAGCUACCAUAGCUAUGAAGGAGUCCAGCAGCCAACACUGACAGCAUCCGUCAAGAGCACGGUGCUCAAGAGGUUCAUCAGGUGCAGCAGUGGGGUCACAUCGACCUGCCUUGCUCCUUACAUAGAUGCGUCGACUGUCGAUUCAUGCGCAACCAGUAGAGUGGAUCUCGCCAACACCAAUGUGAUUCUUGAAACAACGAUCUCCCUCAUUGGAUGCCAAGCGUGUCUUCCUGACUAUGACCCGCGUGCGAUUGAGUACUCCGUGUUUCCAGCAACAAACCACCAUUCUCCGUCUUCAGCAAUGCUUCCUGUUGUAACCAUUCCUGCUCUCAGCGACAAGACACAGUCAGUGUCUUUCAUAAUCCCUGGUGUGGAUGAGGAUGGAGCGAGCAGGUCCAGGAGCUGUUCAUCAAGUUGCAACAACGUGGUCACGGUCUGGGACGUCAACUCGACCUCUCUCAGUGGAAACAUCUUGUCCUGCAACUCCGAUCCUGUCGCAUCUCCUCUGAAUGAAGGUGAGUGGACUCUCCAGGCCAACGACGUCAAGGACGGAGGAGGAGCAGUUGCCACCCUUCAAGGCCCCCUCCAAGGCCCUGCCAACUCUCUCUAUCUCCUUCGAGUGAAGCUCAGAGAUGUGCUGGGCGUUUCUUCGGCCUUGGAAGUUGUCUUCAGGGUCUGCAGUGACAUCACAAAUUUCUUUGCGGAUUCUACGGGAAUCCGUUUGCUGAAUAACCAGGGCCAUCUCCCUCCUGUGCUGGUGAGAUUGAACCCUUGGCACUCGCCGAUGCCGAGGAGGAUCGAGUGCGUUGUGGGAUCUCCUUGCACAUUCGAGUUUGGGGCAGCAGCGUAUGACUCCUCGGUCAGCAGUCUGCUGGGAAGGAACAGGAGCUGCUCGUGGGGUCUCUCUGACGCCAAUACCCUGGGCUCUCAGAGCACAAAGUGCGUUGACAACAUGCGGACCCUUGCAGGUGGGGAGCAGGUGGAGGUAGACGUCUCGCAGGCGUCCAUCCAAGGGUGCAUCAAUGCGACUUUCUCGCGCGAGUUGAACGAGUCCAACUGCCACGUCAUCGAGGAGGUUCAGACAGGGCAGACCAACCUCGUACGCAGGAGGGUGCACAUCUUCGGCGGUCGGAGGAGUCACAGCUACCCGGUCGAGUAUGACAUUGGCAAACGCUUCUCCCUCUGCUUCCAGGCUCGCUCCUGCUCUACCUGCUGCUACGGCCCACCAGCCUGCGUCAGCGUCGAGGUGGUCGGGAGACCGCCGCAGAUCACAAGUCCAGCCUGCUGGAUCGAGAGCAGCUCAGCUACUGACGUGUCUCCUGGUUCCCCCGACCUACCUUCCAGCCCAGCUCAGUACGCGUCAAAUGUCGACCCGAUGAUGUACUUGUUUUCAGCUUCUGACCCUGACAUGGGCGAUACCGUGACUAUGAGCUUCCUGUCUGACACAUCCAUCUCCACCAUCUUCCAGUUUGGCUCUCCGACAGUGUCCACGUCACCGCUCACCCUCCACCUCAACUCCAGCUGCAACUCAUCCCAGCCAUUCCUCCUCGCGGACGCGUGCAGAUUCGGCUCGCUCUUUCUCAACGUGAGUGUCGCUCACAAGGACGGCUUCCCUUCCCCUCUCCUCUUCGACUCCGACUCGUCCUCUUCCUUCGCGGCUUUCGCGUCCGACCAGACCGUCUGCUUCCUUGCUACCGACAACCAGGUGGGGAGAGAUGGUGAACUCCGGAGCUCUGCGGCUGAUGAUGCUCAGGCGCUGGUGUGGGGGAGGGGUCUUAACAGCUCCGAGUUGCGAUGCCAUAACAUCAAGUUCCAGGGGCCUCCCAUGUUCGUGACCAGCAGAGCAGACCCUCUAGAGUCUCCCUACUUGACCUCGGAUGUCACCGGUUUCGGCGUCGGCGUCGCGCAGCUGGACAUGCUGGUGGGGCAGGAGAUAUCCUUCACUCUCCGCGCUCGCGACCCCAACACUGAGGAUCAAGUUUCCAUCCUCCUUAUGGAGAACCCUGGGAUCCCAAUGUACUCGCGGCUGACGCCAGCGACCUGUGUGUACAACUUGAGCUCGACGUCAGCUGGGGUGGGAGGGUCAGGAUGCUCGGAUGUGAGGAGCAGCUUCUCGUGGGUGCCACCGGAGGACUCGUCAGGGAAGGUUUUCAGGGUUUGCUUCAUUGCUAAAGACAACAGCAUCCAGUGCAACAAGUUGCAGAGCAGCGAGCUGACGGGAGGAGGACGACGAGCGACAUCCCUAGGCUUCUACAGCCACUCCCUCUGUGUUGAUAUGCACGUGACAGCGGCUGAGGUGACCUGGCUGCCUGGAACAGCUGGGGGAGAACAGGCGGUGCAGGUGGUGACCUACGUCGGCUGCCAUACCCAGUUCGCCUUCCUUGCCGCGGCUGGGCGGUACAACGCAACGAUCCUCGUGGCGGACAACCAGCAGCUGCAGGAAUGGAUGCAACUCUCAAUCACCCGAGCUGAGAACUUCACUCGUGGUGAGCUGGACGUCUCUCCACCUCGGGGAACCGAAGGCUCCUCCUUCCUCCUCUGCCUGGUCGCUGCAGGAGUGGGGACAGGGGAGUACACGGGGCUGAUCAAGUCGCAAGGAGGAAACCUGUUGACUAGCAGGAGGUGUUUGUCAAUCGAGAUCCAGAAGUGCAAGUAUUGUGUCAACCCAGAGGAGACACUCCUGUCAAAGAUGAAGAGCUUCUCCAUCGACGUGAACUGGAUGCGAUUGUUCUCGAUGAAUGCCGUCGACGAUUCCGAUCCCAACACACAACGCAUCUUCCAUCCGGACCUGCUGUCAACUCAAGGAGUGCAGUCGAUAAUCAACGUCGGCCUGAGCUAUGAGCUCAUUCUCAACCUCAACCCUGACCUUGUCGACGCUCUGUCACUCCCAGGACAAGCAAUCUGUCUGAUCCCAUGCUCCUCGUGA